AUGGUGAGUCCGUUCCCCUCCCCUCCCUCUCUAGAUCCUUCCCUUCCCCUUCCCCGCGCACCGCCGCCGGCGGAUCCUCCCCUUCCCGCGACUCCGUUCAAAUGGGUUCUCGUGUCUCCGCAGGCCAACACGCUGCGCCUGUACCUCACCUGCAUCCGCAACACUCUGGAGGCGGCCAUGUGCCUGCAGAAUUUCCCUUGCCAAGAGGUCGAGAGGCACAACAAGCCGGAGGUGGAGCUCAAGACUAGCUCUGAACUUCUGCUGAAUCCGGCAAGCAAAAUUCAGCCUCACAGGGCAGUGGAUGUGCUUAUAUGUCGUAAUGAAGCCGAGAAGUGUUUGGUAGAGACUUCAAUCAAUUCGAUCCGUAUAAGCUUGAAGGUUAAGCAGGCAGAUGAACUGGAAAAUAUUCUUGCAAAGAAGUUUCUUAGGUUUUUGUCGAUGAGGGCAGAGGCAUUCCAAGUGUUGAGGAGAAAACCAGUUCAGGGUUAUGAUAUUAGCUUCCUCAUAACAAACUACCACUGUGAGGACAUGCACAAGCAUAAGCUCAUAGACUUCAUUGUUCAGUUUAUGGAGGACAUUGACAAGGAGAUCAGCGAGCUGAAGCUGUCGGUGAACACACGUGGCCGGCUGGUGGCAACCGAGUUCCUAAAGCAGUUCAUUUGA
This is a messenger RNA of Triticum turgidum subsp. durum (durum wheat), 663 nucleotides long. The record is from the annotation of a GenBank genome assembly. NCBI's taxonomy places the organism in Eukaryota, Viridiplantae, Streptophyta, Magnoliopsida, Poales, Poaceae.